AUGAUGACAUCAUCACCAUCAUCAACGUUGAUUAGUAAUCCUCCUGUGCCUCAACGGCGAUUAGCUCAGUACCAUCCUACCAUUUGGGACCACAAACUCAUCGACUCCUUCACCACUCACUACACCUAUGAAUUACACGCCACACGAUUGGAGAGUCUAAAGCAGAACGUUGCUAAAACGUUGCUGGCUGCAUCCACCAGUAACAAAGGCAGCUCUGCCAGCACUUGUUCCGUUUUAAAGCUUAUCGACUCAAUGCAGCGGUUGGGAGUGGCCUACCAUUUUGAGAAAGAGACCGAUGCAGCUCUACUUAGUCUCGUUUCUUCGAGCACUCAUGGUACCGCAGAUGAUCUUCACACAGUUGCCUUGCAAUUCCGGAUACUAAGAGAACAUGGCAUCUCUAUUAGCCCAGAAGUGUUUAACAAGUUUAGAAGUAGAGACGGAAGCUUCAAAGACAGCUUAAGCAAGGACGUGGAGGGACUUUUGAGUUUGUACGAAGCCUCACACCUUGGGAUGCCUGGGAAGAAGAAGAUCAUGUGGUGGAGAGACUUGGAUUUCAAAAACAAGGCAAGUUUCUCAAGGGAUAGAUUGAUGGAGAACUACUUGUGGGCAAUGGGGAUCAAUUAUGAGCCCCGAUUCUCAGAAUGCAGGAUUGGCCUCACCAAGUUUGUUUGCAUAUUAACAAUAAUUGAUGACAUGUAUGAUGUCUAUGGAUUUCUGGAAGAGCUUGAGCAUUAUACACUGGCAGUAUGUCGAUGGAAUAUGGAAGCAAAGGAGGAGCUUCCCGAGUACAUGAAGCCAGUUUAUGCUGCCAUGCUCAAAUUUGGCAACGAAUUAUCUAAUAACGUUUUUAAAAAUAAUGGUUUGGACGUCCUCCCUUAUAUUAAGAAAGAGUGGGUAAAUCUUUGUAAAUCAUAUUUGGUAGAGGCACGGUGGUUUUACGGAGGAUACACGCCAACAUUACAAGAGUACUUAGACAACGCAUGGACUUCAGUGGGUGGCCCUGGUGCUCUUCUCCAUACUUAUUUGUUGCAAGGAUUAGGAAGCCACCUCACAAAAACUUCACUUGAGUCCUUUAAGCAUGGCUCUGAAAUUGUAUAUUGGUCAUCCCUCAUGACUCGACUUAGCGAUGAUUUGGGCACUUCCAAGGCUGAAAGUGAGAGAGGUGAUGUGGCUAAAGCCGUAGAAUGUUACAUGGAAGAAAAAGGCACAUCUGAGGAAGAAGCACAGCACUACAUAAACGAUUUGAUCUGCUAUUCAUGGAAGAAAAUGAAUGAGGAGAGUGCAAAAACUAGCAGGAUACCAAAAUCAGUUGUAAAAAUGUCACUCAAUAUGGCGCGGACUGCUCACUCUAUCUUUCAACAUGGCGAUGGUAUUGGAACUUCAAUUGGGGUCACCAAAGAUCGUUUAAUUUCUUUGAUUGCAAAUCCUAUUCCUAUAUAUCAUGAACACAAGUGA
Messenger RNA from Prunus armeniaca (apricot), 1455 nucleotides. NCBI's taxonomy places the organism in Eukaryota, Viridiplantae, Streptophyta, Magnoliopsida, Rosales, Rosaceae. The record is from the annotation of a GenBank genome assembly.